GAAUUUUAAACGUAUUAAACCACUCUUUGGUUAAAAAAUGCGGCUUUUACUUUGGUGGGAAAAACAGGAAAUGCUGCCGCCCGCUUGUGUCUAAAUUGAAACCGUAGAGGAAGAAAGGGGGCGUGUCGUUAGGUGUUAGCCUGCCUGCUAACAGAGAGCUAAAGUUGUACUUUCACUUUCUGACAGUCAGGACUCCCUUCUCCGGUCCGAGCAGAGGCAGAGGUUCCUGGAAAACGAAACCAGACGCGCUGGUUGCCGCCUCUGACACUCUUUGGCUCGUAGAUGUAGUUAUUUAACUCCUUUUCCGUGGCGAUAUUGACAACUCGUGGCCGGCGGCGUGUAAAAGUUUUAACCGCUAGCCGUCAAAACCGUCAAACGCGCAGGUAGCGUCGUUUCACCAGCUAGCUUCAGCGGCUAGCGCCCGCUAGCAUGGACAGCGGCGGCGGUCACACGCAUAAUGAGGAGAGGGGAGCGGAGAAACUGAUGGACGACUACCUGAAAUCAAUAGGUUUGCAUCGGAAGAAGAUAGCCAAAGACGGGUCGUGCUUGUUUCGAGCUGUCGCCGAGCAGGUGCUGCACUGUCAAAGCCUUCACACUAAAGUUCGUGCCAAAUGUGUGGAGUUUCUGAAGCAGAACCGGGAGAGCUACGCGGCGUUUGUUGAAGGAGACUUUGAGGAAUACCUGUGCAAACUCCGGGACCCUCAGCACUGGGUGGGAGAAGUGGAGAUCAACGCUCUGGCUGUGAUGUACAAGAGGGAUUUUCUGAUUUUCCAGGAGCCUGGAAAACCUCCCGUCAACAUCACAGCCAACAACUUCAAGGACAAGGUGCGGUUGUGUUUCCUGAACGGGAAUCACUACGACAGCGUUUAUCCCGUCAGCCACAUAAAGAACGCCGCUCUCUGCCAGUCCAUCCUGUACGAGGUCCUGUAUGACGGUGUGUUUAAGGUCGAUCAGGGAUCUCUGCGUCCCUGUCAGCGGAUCAGCCGACCCAACGACCUCCUGAGCGACGACAGCAUGCCCGCCUGCCCGAGCAGCGACGAGUCGGACGUGGACUCAGGCGAAGGACUCUGGGUAGAAAAUGGAACGAGCUCAACAACAAGACACAACAACCAGAGCUACAGGGGGCGUGGUCGUGGUCGCUCGCUGCCCGAGCGGGUGAGGCGUUCACUGAACCCGACUCUGCUCAGGAACAUAGAGUACGACGUCUGGCACAAGACCAAGAGAGCCCAACAGAAGAUGGAUUACUCCAUGGCUGCUGGGAUGCAGUACACUAUAGGAGACCGCUGCCAGGUUCGUGUUGAAGGACGGAUCUACAACGCAACCAUCAGGGAAGUGCCUCCCAACAGCAACCAGGUGAUGGUUUACAUAGAAGAACUGGGCAGGAGACACGUCCCUCUGUGGAGUCUCCGUCACCCCAGUGAGGAGAGCAGCUGGAGCACUGUGGUCAACAAAGACAAGAGGCUCAGCAACGGACAUGGAGACUGGGAGGAGAGGGGUAAAGGCCGAGGCAGAGGGAAGCCCGUCCCAUCAUCCUCCUCUGUUUCCCAGGCGACGGCACCGGGGUCCAGUGGACGUGUGCUGAAGCAGCACUCGUGGCCCCCGCAGGCCACCGUAGAGGAGCCGGGAGGGUCCAAAACCAGCAGGAAGUCCGUUAGCUCGGCGGAUUCUGCGUUGUUUGGUCUGACGGAGGAGGAGCGUUUGGCGAAGGAGGAGGAAGAGCGGAACGUGGCGUUGGUGGAGAUCCAGCUCAGAGACGAACACAGCUUCCCCGCCCUCGGCACUCCGACUGUGAUGCAGGGUGAUGGAGGGAAGAGGAAGGGAGCAGAGAAGAGAAGAUCCCAGAGAAACAAGACGAAGAGUCCAGUCGAAGACGUCAGAGCGGCGUCUCCCUCUGCUGGCGAAAGACCAAAAUCCUCCACCCCUCCUCUCACAACCACGACUGCUGCUACUGCAAAUACAAAUACUACUACACCCACCAACCCCACCCUUCCUGCUGCAAAACCUGCUGCUGCUGUAAACUCUGACUCCGGUCCGGCUUGGCUCGGCUCGCUCAAGGCUCCGGCGCCCAACAAGGCGGCUGCGGUGUCAGGCUCUGCUUCCAGCCUGCCACCCGCCUCUGCUGCCCCGACUCCUAAAACAAACACACAGUCUUUCGCUUCGGCUGCUGGAGUUACAGCAUCUCCUCCUCCUCCUUCCUCCUCCUCUGGGUGGUGCUCUGCCUCCCUCCGUCCCGUCCUCCGCCACCGUCUUCUCCCUCGUCACCCCGGUUCUCCCCGCCGCUACAUCACCCCCAACUCCUCCCACCCUCUCCUCCUCUUCUCCUCCCCCCUCCUCGCUUCCUCCUAAUCGUCUGCCUCCCCUCCUCCUCCCUCCUCAGUACCGCCUCCCACCUUCAUCGCCCCCAUCGCUCCCUCUCCCGUCGCUGCUCAGGGCUUCCUCCUUCCCUCCUCUCUCCCCCGUGCCUCCCCGCCUGUCUCCUCUCUCCCACACUCCCCCAGUCCACCCACCACCUCCUCUCCGAUCCAUCAUGCUGCUCCAGUCCAAGAGGCUCCAGCACCAAAGUCUUUGCCAAACUCUGGAGGACCUCUGGCGUCUCAGGCCUUUCAAAGCCAGGUGUCUCUGCCUCAGAACCAGAUCUCUGAGUCCCAGACCCAGGCCUCCCUCCCUCCGGUCUCCCAACUCCAGACCCAGUCCCAGUCUGAGAUGGUCCAGGAUCAGCCCUCUCUCCCACCUCCAGGAGCUUCCUACCCUCAGGCCUCUGCCCCUGCUCAGCCUCAACCAUCAGUCACCCACCCUCACCCUCCUCACCCCUCCCAACUCCCCCAGACCCCCAUCACCCAGACCCAAACGGAAACCCCUCACCCUCCAGCUCAGCCCGAGUCCCCGGCUCACCCUCCUCCCCCCUCCCAUCACCCUCAGUUACUCCCUGCUCACCCCCCCGCUGCUCCGCCUCACCCUCAGUCCAUCCCAGGAGCUGUACCUCUGCAGAAGCUGUCCCAGCUCUACCAGGACCCCCUGUACCCCGGUUUCCCUCAGGGAGAGAAGGGCGACGUGGCCCAGAAUCCACCCUUCUCCUUCAACAAGUCAGGAGAGGACCUCCCCCAGGAUGUCAACAUGUUGAGGUUCUUCUUCAACCUCGGCAUCAAGGCGUACACCAUGCCCUUGUUACCCCCUUACGUGUACCUCCUCCCCCUCCAGCAGGCCCACACCUUGCACCCCAAGCUUCACUCCCGCUCCCCUUCCCCAACCCCCAACUUCCCUCCACACUCCAGCGCCCCCACCAGGCCCCAGGAGACGUACACCCAGUACCCUCCGACUUCAGGGUCAGGCCUGCCUCAGUACGACCACCAGGCCGUGCUCGCGGAGCCCCCCCGUCCCAGCGAACCCUCCUUCAACCAGGCCGCGUACGCCGUCACCCAGCCCCCGCCUCACAGGAUGCCCUGCCCCUCUGUGCCAUGGCAACAGCACCAGAUCCCCCCAUCCAGAAGCUCCAGCUACCAGGUGGGGUAUCACUCCCCAACUCCACCGUACCCGGUUCCGCCUCCUUCAUCUCAGGGGUACCACCCAGGUCAAGGCCCGGGACACCCUAUGUACCCCCCAGCCAUGCCUCUGUACCCCCCAUCCUCGCUGGGGUACCAGUCUUCAUCCGCCCCUGAAGAGCUCCAGGGGAGCCAGGGGGCAAUGGAGCAGCUGCAGCCCGCUAACGGAGACACAAUGCCUGGGCACGGGCCUGGACGAGUCCCUGGUCCUCUGGAGGGUCCUGCUGCUGCUAACAUGGCUAAUGCUAACAACAACAGAUCAAUGGUUGUUCCAGGUGUCAACAGUUUUGGGGGAGGUCUGAAGAAGGAGCAGGGAGAGAGUCUGACUGGAACGGUGCUGCUGGUGGACCCGCCGCUCAACAACAGACCGAUACUGGUGCCAAAAUCUGAUGUCAGUGAUGUCCCCGUCUCCAUGACGACCAUGAAGCCCGGCAGCACCCCUGGCUGUCCGUCACCUUAUGACAUGUCGAAGACGACCAUCCCCGGCAGCGACACCAACCCCUCCUACAUGUACCGCCCCCGGAAGCCGUACAACCCCGGCAAACCAUACGUCAAAAUGGAGUCCGCCAAGGGGGGCUACCACCCGACCAUGCCCAUGACGGAGGCUCUGUCAGUGGCCUGCAGCACAGAGGACGACUGGGAGGAGAUGGAGAGACCACCAGCCCAGAGCCACAGAGGGAUGAAGAAGCACUACAGAGGAGGAGGGAGAGGGAGGGGGGGAGGUUAUGAUGGAGGGAGGGGGGUGUACAGGAGGAGGCAAGGAGAGGUGGGGGUGGGGUUUAACCAUGGCAAUUUUGGCCCCUCCCACAGGGGGCAGGCCUGGUAAAAAGGCUAUAAGCUGUCAGCCAAUGAGAGGAGAGGACACAAAGUGUUUUUGUUUUUUUUCUUGUCUUGGUUUUUUUUUUUUUGCCCGAGCUUUUUUGGUUUCAGCUCGCACUUAAUUGCACUUUUUCUGCCUUUUUUUUCUUCUCGUCACCUCCUGGAGAUGAUCGGUGAAUCGGUCUCUAAACGUCUCGUCAUCGUGUCAUCUUCUGCGUUGUUGUUGAAAAAGAAAAAUCGUAAACUCUUCGUGUGCUUCGAUGCGCCAAAAUCCUCCAGCUUGUUGUAGAAACAUAAACACUAUCAAUCUCAUUAUUAGCUAGCUGGUUAGCAUAGCAUGUUAGCAAGUCCAAGUUUACACAUUUCUCAGCAGUUGGAUAUACGGAUUUAAACAACGUCAGCGUGUGUUUUGAGCAGGGCUGCAAUGAUUAAUUCUGUUCUUAAUUAAUCCGUAAGUCUGUGGUCAAGAAAAUGUCAGAAAAUUGCGAAAAAUAUCCAUCAGAAUUUUUCAAAACCCAAGGUGCCGUCUUGAAAAAAAAUGAGCAAAGUCAUUGAGUUUUGGAUCUCACAAGACUAAAGCCAAUUUAAAAUAAUCUGAGAAUCUUGAUGAAUUUUCACAAAAAUCGACGAACAAUCAAUUAUCAAAUUAGUUGCAAAUUAUUUUUCUGUCACUUUCAAUUGUUGCAGCUUUUCUUUGCAGGUUAUAAACAUGUUUGCAGUAGAGCUGCUUAGAAGUUGCUACUAUGUCAGUAUGACGUUAGACAGAAACAUCGGAAAUUUGCGAGUUUUUGUACUCAUAAUUUUGAUUUAAUGGAACAUCUUGAAUUUUUCUUUAAAGUGGUAGUUAAGACAUUUGGAAAUUUUUGCUUUUCUGCGUUGGAUGAGAGGGUAAAACUACAAAUUUAUAUUAUUACACUUCAGUUUUUAUACAAACUAAACAAUGAGCAGCUGGCUAGUUUAUUUCAUUUAGCGUAGCUUAGCAUAAAAAAAGAAAAAAGUAAAAACAGCAAAGGAAACACAGAACCACAAAUUACUUCAGUAGUUAUCUAGUUAUCUUUAGGCUUCAGUUUCUGUGCAUCUUUAAUAAACCAGAUGUAAUGUGGUUACCUGUUUCCAGUCUUUAUGCUAAGCUAAGCUAACCACCUCCUGGUUGUAGCUUCAUAUUUAGCAUACAGACACAAAAGCAGUAUCAGUUUUCUCAUCUCACUCUUAGACAAGAAAGCAAAUAAUUCCAAAAAUGUCUUAUUCCUUUAAUAGUAAGUGAAAUUUCAGAUUUUCUUUCAUCCCUUGAAUGCAGCACAGCGCCUCAGAGUUUAGCAUGUCCAUAAAGCAUCCAUACAUAUAAACAAAAGCAAAAAAGCAUCAACCAAGUUCAGCAAGCUCUUCUUCCAAGCAUCUGUUAGCACUGUGAGUUAAAAACAAAUUAGUUUUAAGAGAAAUAAAGCAACAAAAAAAAUCAGAUUAAAUCUGAUUUGAGAUCAGCUUUAUUGCUGCUAUAAAACUUCGGCAGCCAAACUGUGUGUGUGUGUGUGUGUGUGUGUGUGUGUGUGUGUGGACUUUGUUUAGAUUUUUAUUUUGAAUUGUCUUGUUGCUGCUGGUGUCACUUCCUCCUCCUGUGUCGUUUUCUCUCCUUCUUGUCUCUGGGUUUGUUUUUCUUUCGAUCGGCUCCAGACUGUAGAGAAUCAGUGCCUUACUUUUGCUACUUUUACGGUCGCGUUUCUUUUUUUUUUCUCUGAGUUUGAGAAACACUGCUGUACAGAACAAAGGCUGUUUGUUGUUUGUCUGUGUUGGAUUUUUUUGUGUGACUGAAUAAAUAAAACUGUGGUUCGGAUAGA
Molecule: messenger RNA, 6193 nt
Organism: Lates calcarifer (barramundi perch)
Lineage: Eukaryota; Metazoa; Chordata; Actinopteri; Centropomidae
Gene: otud4
Product: OTU deubiquitinase 4
Biological process (GO): protein deubiquitination; regulation of protein K48-linked deubiquitination; negative regulation of interleukin-1-mediated signaling pathway
Molecular function (GO): cysteine-type deubiquitinase activity; K63-linked deubiquitinase activity
Source: RefSeq, a predicted model, not a curated record